AUGGCUAUUUGUGGUGCAUUGCAAAUGAAACUGAUGACAGGUUUUGACGCUGAUUCGGAGAAGAUGUACGCAGAGGCGGGUACUAUUGCGUCCGAGGCAGUGAAUAACUUUGAUACCGUUACAUCCGUGGGUGUGCAGGAUGUCUUCAUGCGAAAAUAUAACGCAGGCUUUGAGAUUCCAAUUAGGAAUGGGCGCAAGUCAGCAAUGGUUGCCGGGAUAAUGUUCGGUAUCUCCGAGUUUCUAUCUCAAGCACUCUGGGCUGUGAGCUUUUGGAUUGGCUCGAUCUUUGUCCGCGAUGGAUUUUGCGAUUUUCCCGAGCUUAUGACGGCGAUCACGGGACUUCUCUUCGCCGGGAUGAUGCUUGGAAAUGCCAGUGGUCAAGCCAGUGAUGUGAGCAAGGCGAAAAUUGCUGCUACCAAAAUCUUCCGCCUUUUGGAUCGUGAAUCGGGCAUUGACCCAAGUAAGAAGACUGGAGAGGUGUCUUCAUUUUCCGGUCAUCUGGCGGCAGAAGGGUUGCGAUUUGAGUAUCCGUCGCGUCCGGACGUUCACGUUCUUCGAGGGGCAUCCAUUGAAGUAUCUCAGGGCCAAACGUUAGCAUUGGUUGGAGCUAGUGAAUGUGGAAAAUCUACGACUAUUGCCCUUUUGGAGCGAUUUUACGAUCCUCGCGAAGGGACUAUUCGAAUUGAUGAUACUGAAAUCCGAGAGUACAACCUGAAUCACCUGCGAUUCAACUUGGGUCUUGUUUCCCAAGAGCCUGAUCUUUUCAAUAGGAGUAUACGGGACAAUAUUGCCUACAGGCUGGACCACUCUGAUGGGACUCCGGUGACAGAUGACACGAUCAUAGCAGCUGCGAAGGCUGCCAAUGCUCACUCAUUCAUUUCAGAACUGGAAGACGGAUAUGACACUGUGGUUGGCGCACGGGGGGAAAGACUUUCAGGCGGGCAACGGCAGCGCGUGGCAAUCGCUCGAGCGCUUGUGCGAGAGCCCCGAAUCCUUCUACUGGACGAAGCAACUUCUGCACUCGAUGCGGUGUCGGAGCGAGUUGUACAAGACGCGUUGGACAAGGCAGCAGCAGAACGCACGACGGUGGCCAUCGCGCAUCGGUUGUCUACAGUGAAGAACGCCGAUGUGAUAGCGAUGGUGUCAAAGGGUCGGAUUGUGGAAAGCGGAAAACAUGAACAGCUGCUGCGCAUUCCGAAUGGAGAGUAUGCGAACCUGGUUAAGAACCAGUUGAAUGAAGCGACCGACGAAGAAUGA
This is a messenger RNA of Chondrus crispus (carragheen), 1257 nucleotides long. RefSeq lists its product as hypothetical. The transcript has a single exon. Gene Ontology annotation, cellular component: membrane. Gene Ontology annotation, molecular function: ATP hydrolysis activity; ATP binding; ABC-type transporter activity. The record is from RefSeq and is a predicted model, not a curated record. Bases 1 to 1257 code for a protein of 418 amino acids. Lineage: Eukaryota; Rhodophyta; Florideophyceae; Gigartinales; Gigartinaceae. Gene Ontology annotation, biological process: transmembrane transport.